ACGUACUUAUUACGGCAACUCAAAUUUGUCUUCGAUACGCUUUACACCAUUCAAAAUGCUUCGAUGACAAAGGUAGGAUGUAGGUAGGAUGGUGUCCGAAAGUUUAUCCGAAUUCUAGAACACGAUUUUAUCGUUAAUCACUUUACCGGCGCAUCGUCAGAAGUGAAAAGCGAUGCAUGGUGGAUAUGCAGGUUUUUUUUGAGAUAGCCGAAGGAAUCGAUCGAUUGCCAGUGCUGGUGAUCUGCAGCACCGACUCGAGGCAGACAUGUCUUUUCUUGACCUCUUCCUCCGGGUUGAUUGUUACCAGUUAUCAUGAUGUCGAACGAUGAAAAGGAUUCACUUCAAUUUAUGGACCUACCGACUGAGUUGCUCCUCCAAAUCCUCGGUCAACUCAGCUACAAAGAUAUCCUCCGUUGCAGGCAGUCAUGCAAACAUUUGGAUACAAUUACACGGACAGAUGCAAAUAUCUUGUAUAAGAUACAGCUUGGCCUAAAUGGACUGCAAGAUGGACCUUCGACUAGCCUGAAGGUACAUGACCGCCUACGCAUCCUUGCGGAGUAUCAGGCUGGUUGGGAUGAUCUCCGUUUCGGUCCCAUGAGAAUUGUGGCCAUGAGUACCCACGGAGUUUGGGAAUUAGUUCGAAACGUCCUAGCUCAAAGAAACCGCAAUUCACUGGUUUUCGUACAACUUCCAUCGGCUGUACGUGGAAUCGAUGAACGGUUAUGGACCUUGGAUAGUAUUCAGCGUGAUAUUCGAGAUUUCGCGAUGGAUCCAACCCAGAAUCUGCUCUGCAUAUUGGAAACUAGCCAAACUGAGGUUCACAUCCACCUGCGUACAUUGAAUGCAGGCGAUGCCCAUCCAUUGGCUUCCAAUGCUCGGAUAUCCUACGUGCAGGAAAUUAGUUACUGGUCCUACAGCAUACGUAUUUGUUCGGGAUAUCUCGCUAUUUUAUUUCCCGCCAGCCCAGUGAGUAACCUCUGUGUGUGGAACUGGACGUCCGGCAGACUUCAUCUGGAAAUUUCUGGCCAGAUAUUGGCGUACUCCUUCUUGACCGACCAUCACAUCGUGCUCAUUCGGAGACACAGCGCUGCUGAACUCCUAGUAAUUGACCUCAGAUCGGUUUCACCAAAAGGGACUCCAGUGGAUGAAGUCGAUUACAUAUGCAGUUUCCGGUUUCCUGCUCUCAAACCGGACGCGACCGUCGAUUACGGUGAGAUCCGAUCUGACCCUCCUUUUUCUUUUUCUACAGAACACGGUCCCGCUACCCCAUUCCAUCUAGCAUCCGGCGAGAGGCUCUUUGCCGUCUUCAUGCGUGGCAGCGAUUCGUCCUCAGUCUACGGCUCGCCCAUGUUUCUCAUCCCUCUAGACUCGUUAUUACCACACUUCUACAGAAUCCCAAAUCUUGCUCCGAAACUCCAAGUGGAAUGGGACAAAUGGGGUCCGAAAGGCACUAGGGCUAUUCCCGUCUCCUUGAGGCAUUCCCCCGUUUGGAUCCGUAACGUGUAUGGAAUGAGAUUCGUUGAUCUCGUGACCGAGACGGGAGGAGAUCCAUACGUGUUUGUAGCCGAUUUCAAUCAGGCGGCCUUUCGGAAGGCUUCAAUGAAUGAGGAGUAUGUGACUGGGGCGAGAACGAUGAAGCUGGUGUACGAAGACAGUACAUUGGGUUGGCCUUCGCAAAUGUUUGCAGAUCCUGUCACCACUUCGCUACCAUAUCGCUGGGGAAAGGUGCAUUUACCCCGGAAUUACGAAUCUGACAACGUCGACUAUGACGGGGCAAUGGUCAGCGAAGAUGCAAUUGUUGUUGUAGAUUGUUCUCAGUUCGAUAAAACGAAAUAUUGUAUUCUGAGUAUCUGCUCGGCGCUCGACAUCCAACACAUUGUCAUUCAUCAGGAUUAAUAUCACGCUCUUCGCUGUUAACGUCGUGGUAUACAUCUUUUACGGAUCUUUUUCAAUUAUGUGUUUUGGUCACAUCGAAACCUUAUAGAACAUCAACAUAUAGCUUAUGUGAAUUCUAUGGUUCAUUAUGAUGAAUAAAACGUUAAUGCACUACUUGAUCAUUAACGUCAGGUUAAGUUCUUCGUUCGUAGUAGCGUCUAACAUCAUCCAAUAGCCUGUCACCGAACGCUGAACUCAACCGUUAAAGCACUGCCAAGCCUUACUUUACAGCUC
This is a messenger RNA of Somion occarium, 2169 nucleotides long. Lineage: Eukaryota; Fungi; Basidiomycota; Agaricomycetes; Polyporales; Cerrenaceae. The record is from the annotation of a GenBank genome assembly.